AUUCACUUAUUCAGUUUCAAAUACGUAGUAGGUACCUAAAGUAUUAGAAUCAACAUCCAAAUUUACGGAAAAAGUUUUGAUUUAAUUCCGAUAUUAUUUUGUGAGGAUGUCCGUCGCCGGUAAUUAUGAUUCAGUCCACUACAGCGCCCACUUCAACUUCAUACAGGACUUUCGGGAAACCUUCGCCAAUGAUGGCCUGUGUGCAAUGGAGUUGAUUAAUAAUGCCGCCGAUGCCUGGCAGGGGUUAACACGCAUAGAAAAGAACAAGUUCGAGAGGAAACAAUACCUGGCGGCUCGCAAAGAUGAAUUGAAUCGUGUGAAGAACGGAGAGUCCAUGUCUGUGCUGUGGGAGCAGCAGAAAAAAGAAUUCCGCGAGUUGGCACUACGCGGACAGUCCAAUUACAGGGUGAAGUACGGGGAGGUCAAGUUUCGAUGGGGAAAUAACAAUUUUGAGGGAGACGGGGACCAGUUCAAUGGUGACGGGGACCAGUUCAAGGGGGACGAUUCCUCGUUGUUCAAAAAUAAAUCCUGUCUAUGCAGCAUCUUGGGCAUGUUCCUGGGCAAGUGUCGUUCAAAGCAACAUGCCCCGAAAUAAUAAUAAUUAUUUUAAAUUAAA
Drosophila obscura is the source of this 616-nucleotide messenger RNA. RefSeq lists its product as uncharacterized. Gene Ontology annotation, biological process: spermatogenesis; sperm DNA condensation. The record is from RefSeq and is a predicted model, not a curated record. The transcript is spliced from 2 exons. NCBI's taxonomy places the organism in Eukaryota, Metazoa, Arthropoda, Insecta, Diptera, Drosophilidae. Bases 107 to 595 code for a protein of 162 amino acids.